GGUUAACUUGGUCCUUAUCGACUUGUUGCAGAAUUGAUCUUAUUUUAUUCCAUCUGGUUAUGCUUCAAGGUAAAUAUAUCGAGUACGACGACUAAACACAUUUACCAUUGCACUUAAGUUUUUUAUGCAACGCAAAGUUGUAUAUUUUUAAAAAGUAAGAUUAGUAACACAGGCCGCGCAUUCCCUCCGAUAUGCCGACCCUCGCCCUCGCUAGUUACCACACUCGUUCUGGCUACAUUCCGGCUUUGACUCGUGUGUUCAUGGAUUGUGGUGUUGCAACCACUUUUGUUUCCUUAUUUAAUCAAAAAAGUCCGCUUGAGUAAUAUAUCUGUAACUCAUAGGGGUAAGGGCCAUUUUAAAAUCAUAAGCCUUCAGCAACUCUUAUUGGAAAAAAAAAGAUUUUUUUUUUCUUCCUUCUGUGGCCAUUGUAAUAAUUUCCCACUGUGCAAGCUCUUCAAGGGAUCGUUCAUUGUCUCUAUAUUGCCAAAUACACUACACAGUCUUCGUAUGGAAUUUUCGGAGAAAUCCAAUUAGGCUGAGUGGAAUCUAGUUUCUAACAGAAAAAAAUUAAAGUAGAUAUGACUUGUAUUAUUCAAUUGUAAAUUUAAGAAAAUAAAGACAUGUUAAUCAAUUUUGAGGAAAGUGAUUAGGAAUCUCAGAUAGAUGAUUGGCAUUGGUCAGUACUGUCUACCAGUCUACCUACUCUUAGUCUUAGUCUUACUUAGCCCUAAGCCUCUUAUUGUAUAUUUAGCAUUGUUGAAUCUCUUCAAAUCUUAGUAAUAUGUACAACAAGGGCGCUCAAACAUAUUGGGAUAGGGCCAGAUUUUGGGUUUGGACAUGCCCAGAUAGUUUGUGAUAGCGGAGGAACUGACCACCCGGGGCAAACCAAUGACCCGGGAAAGCCCACAUGUUGGCUUGUGGCUGUGCUACUUGUUUGACCACUUUAUUCAUUGGAUCCUUGCUGGGGCUGAUUCUGUCAGUGGGGCUGAUGAGACCGAAUCCGGCACAAAAGGUUUUUGAGCAGUGGUUGCAAGGGAUGAAUAAGUCAUCUCAGAUCUGCAUGUGCAGAGUUAACCCUUGCCUUACAGCAGCUGUUCUGUUGGCUUUGCAAUUCAUUGAGCCUUUGUGUGGAGAGGAGCACCACUAUGCUCUCCUUUCCAGAUUCUUCCCAAAUAUCUGGGCUCAUACUGAACGCUAUGAUGUUAAUGCCUACAUUGCCACAUCAACCAUUGUGUACCAAAGGUCAUUUUAUAAAAAAAUUGACACCAAAUUUUUGUAUAGUAGCAGUUUUCAAUAAAGUUAUUUUCUGGUUAGAAUUAUUCAAGUAAAUUAUGUGAACAUUACAAUUAUUUUAGUUCAGAAAUUCAACAAUGUUUUAGUUCACUAAGUUUAUUAAAAGAAAAAGCAGUAUUCUAAUAAAUUAUUCCUUGGUCUUGGUUGCUGAAAAUUGUCAGUAUGAGAAAUGAAACUGAAAUUUUUUUUCCAAAUCAGUGUCAAGUGGAACUUUGCUUCAGAAAGAAAUUGGAUUUCUGUUGCAGCUCAUUGACAAUCAUUUUCCUACCUUGUAUCGAAAUAUUAAUAUUAAGCUCAUUAAGAUAGCCAUUAUUGUCUAAAAAAUUUUUGUUAAAACCUUCUUUUCUAUAUUUAUCCGAAAAAUUCACAAACUCUUAUGUUGUAAUGUUUUCACUAGGGCUGAUAUGCUUAUUAUUACUGUUGCUGUGUCUAGAAGCAAUGUGACUAGCGCAAACCAAGGUGAUUUUAUUUCAUAGCUUUUAAAAAUAUUUGGGCACCUCCCACUACUCCUCCCAUGCACACCCCAAUGCUUUCAUAACAACAAAAAUAUCUUCAAAAUCACUUUCAUCAAGAAAUAAUUCAAAUAAAUUAGGCUUUUAUUUAGCAGGGCCAACAUCUGAAUCCCGCAAGUUUGUUUUCACAAACAACAUUUUUGCUUAAAAAAUGAACUCAUGAAAUGUUUACCGUACCUUAGUUUUCUAUAAAUCUAAUUUGUUAGAGUUAUCCCCUCUUCAAACAACCCUAAAACAUCCAUUUCACAUUUAUAAUCGGUAGCGGCCGAUUAUAUUGGCCGUAACACCACAGAAGCAGCCAUAACGGCCGUUAGGACAGUUCAUGGGUUAAACAUUACUAUGGUAUCCCUGUCCAUACUUGACGCAGUAAUUUUAAAGUUGAAGAAUUCAAAUGGUUUGAAGGAAUGAUCAAAAUUAUACAUUUUUUAAGUAACUAGUUUCAAAUUUGUAUUUAGUAAGACAAGAUGAAAAAAACAACUUCUGUUAGUAAUAUGGAACUGUAGAUUUAUGACCCAUCAUCCCAUUCAAAAAUGAUUUUACUAAUCUAACCAUUUGGAUAUAUUCCACAGGAACUUUUGACUAAUUAGCGACACCAAGUUUCACAACUGACUAGCUAUGGCCAGCAGUGUCAGUGCUCCUGUGGUCGUGCCUCAAGCGACCAAACGAACCCAUGCUGAGAUGUCAGGUGCUGAAGCUGCCAGUCAGCCCAACAUUCUGCAGCCUUCAUUACCUUUAGAAACACCAGGGUCUGCAGUAGCUGCCUCUGAUGGGAAUCCUCCAUCAGAAGACCACACAUUGUCCAUGAAUUCUGAAACUGCCAAUAACGCCACCAAUGUCCUGAUAGCCAACAAAGCAACAAAUAGUUCUAACUCAUGCUCCGUGAAAAACGAUACAGCAGUGGAUCAGUGUUCAACUAAAGGAAAGAAAAAUGAAGUGUCAGGUCCGACUAAAUCGACAUCUGGAGACAACGGCUUGGCUUCAGAUAAUAAAGCUGUGGUUGACGGCGCCUCAUCUGAAAAAGCUGUGGAUGGGCCAGUUCAUCAGGACAAAAAUAAAGAUGUUGCAGAUUCUUUGCCUGUGCCCACAAGCAGUGCUCUGGCACCAUCCUCACAGUCUGUGAUAGUGACCAGCAACAGCGAAACAACCAAAUCAACACCCGAGCCCAUGGAAACAUCGGUUGCCACAGCAAGUCAGGACACCGCACGACCUAAUUUGGAAACGGCUGCAGCUGGGUCUACAGUGGUCAGUUCAGAAAACAGCAACCAGCUGAACACCAGCAGCUCUGAUAUAAGCAGCAAACCAAAUUCAAGUAAUGCACAGCUGGAAGAUGGGGAGGAGCCAGAGAAGAAAGCAAAGUUGAUGCCAUCUUCAGGCUCAGGCAAAGCCACUGGGAAAACACCGGAGCAGAUUUUGGAACACAUGGACAAGACCUUUGAACAGAGGAGAAAGAUCAUAACCAAGCAGAUGCCCACAAUCCCAGAACUGAAAAAACUCUAUCCAGAUUUAUUUAUGGGCAAACAGCUUCUUAUAGAAUUCCAACGUAUCACAAAGAUUGAUAUUGAUCAGAAGAUUCAAGAAUUUUGUGUCAGGUAUGCCACUGCGGUCAUUGAGAUGGCCAGAAACAAGAAAGGAGCAGCGCCAGUUUUGGCCAGAUGGGAGCAAGCUAAGCAGGAGAACGACACUUUAAAACAGUAUUGGGAUAUGGUGACGGCUUUGUGUUUACUGCCCUUGCAUUUCGGUGAAAACUUUGUGGAGAUGGUUCUGGAGAUUGGUGAAGAUGAAGAAGUCGUGGCCCAAGGAAAAAUAGUCCCUACAUUAGUGGCACGUGGAAACAUAUUUCGCACUGAUGAGUUCUUCUUGAUUGCUGAAAACACGAUUGUUCAAGAAUUUGAGGAAUUCACCAUUGCAUUUGCUUCACUGUAUUCUAGCUACUGGGUUUUCAAUAUGAUGUACCCUGAAACAAUUGAAAAUACUUAUAAUUACAUUCAGCGAUGCAUUGUUCGACAGCGUGAACCAGGUUCAAUCCCAACAGUGUGCAAAAAUUUCACAAAAGCACUUCAAAAAUGGAACAAGGCAAAAGAAGGGAAAUAGAUUUUUAUCUUCAGAAAAUUUUUCUUUUAGGAAAAAGUUGUCUUUUAUUAAAAAUAUUUAUUUUUGGAUUGUGGAUGCAAAAGUUGUUAAGAUUUCCCUUAUCACCACAGAAAACUUAUCAUGAUUUUUUACACUUGUCAAUAUUUAAUAAAAUGAAAUCCAAGAGAGGCAGUUAGAUAACCAUUUCAUAAAAAAUAAUUACAUUAUUCUUCAUUGGUGAGGCUUAUUAUUUACUACCGG
This is a messenger RNA of Lymnaea stagnalis (great pond snail), 4136 nucleotides long. Lineage: Eukaryota; Metazoa; Mollusca; Gastropoda; Lymnaeidae. The record is from the annotation of a GenBank genome assembly.